AUGUCCGCAUUAGGCCGAAUCCCGCACAAAAAGAGCCGUCAGCAGCUCCGGGAAGCCUUGGGCAGAAAUGCGGUACAGGUAACGCUUUUUUCACCUUCUUCAUUUUCGACCGAUGGAUAAAAUGCGAUUCUAGAUCAACACAUCACCAGAAGCAGCGAUCGAGCUGUCUCAACACUGGGUAAACCAAGCCUUUUCCGCUCUCGUGUCAACAGUUGCACAGGAGAGGUUUGUAUAUUUUUUACUAGAUUUCAUGUAUCAAACAUGGUUGAUUUAUAUAAAAACAAUUCAGAAUGAAAGAAUGAAAACUUGAUUUACAUAAAAGAUCCUUCGGUAAGGUUGCAAAAAACAAAAAUUUUGUUGAGUAAUAAAAAAGUUUCUUACCUUUCAAUUCAAUCAUCUCUUCAAGCGAGUAAAAAUGACAGAAUAAACGAUGUGUCCCGUUUCGAAGCGCGACACCAUGAGCGGUGCAUAAAACGGACUUCCGAGCUCGUGGGGCACGCCAAAUGUGUCGUAGACUUGCUGGACGUCCAUAGAGCCACUAAAAGACGAAGAAAAGGUUUUAUUUCUGAAAAUAUAUAAACCUUAUGCCGUGUUUAAAGUGAUCCUGCAAAAUUCCGAAUGGCCAUGAAAAAAAAUCUAAUUUUUGGAGAGUCAGAGAUCUCUUUUGAUUUCGCGGAAAUUACCUUGAAUAAGGCAUCAAUUUUUCAAUUUGCCGAGAUUAUUUCGAACGCGGCAUUAGUUUAAAUCGGAAACGGUAAGAGGAAACCAAAAGAUAAAAAUUAAAUUUUCAGGAUUGAUAAGGUCGCUGAAAGCGCUAGACUCCAAAUGGGUUGGCGCUUUUCGAGUUCGUCAGAAGCGUGAAGUUUUUCGGAAUUUUUGCAAUCCAAAAAAAUUUAUGUAGAUUUAUAACCGAAAUACCAUCGUCCUAAAAUCUUCUGUUGAUGUCUCUCCAUUCACAUCCAUCGCACGGCAAAUCACCAAGACCGUUCGAGCUUUGAAGAAUAAAAAUGAAACGAGAAGGUUGGAAAGAACUUGAAUUGAUAAAAAUUUCACAGACUAUUUCAGUUGGCAACAAAUCAUGGUUGCUAUUGAAAAGCAAGGCAAAGAGAUGGAGAAAACGAAUAAAGUGAGGAAAAUGCUUCACAGUAGCUUCAAAUCUCGUUCCUCGUUGCAUAGAGACCGAAGAAAAGACCAAGUCCUUGGCAAAAGACCUCUGGCGGUUAGUUUUUUUGAUUUUUGAUAUAAAAAAAACUUUGAAAAGUUGCAUUUAUUUUAGAACUCCCUAGAUGAUUAUGAUGUGUCUGAACCGACACUCGAUGCCUCCGAAAUAACCAAAAACUUUGAAAAGGUAGUAAGAUGACUACUAUAAUCAGUUUUAAAAAUAUUUUUGAGGAUCCCGUGAAAUUACUAUCGCCUGAGGCGAUGAAUCAUUUUAACAUGACUUCAGAACAGAAAGAAGCAAUGUUGCGGGUUCGGCUAAUACGAGAAGGUUUUCCUUGUCUUUCAAUAAAAAAUUCCUCAGGAUCUUUUAGAGAGAAUCAAACUUUUUUUCUUUCAUACUUUGAUCAUUUUUCUUUGACUUUUUUUCUUUUUUUGUGUUUUCUAAAUUUACCCUCAGAAUUAAUAGUGGCGUGUUCAAAGAAGUUUCAGUGAUUCAAAAAAACUGACGCGUUACUUGUUUAGAACGGUUUCGACAAAUAAACAAAAUUUAAAAUUAUAGGAGCGCUUUGAAAUGGGUCCUACAACGAUAUAUCGCAAUAAAGGAAUUUUUUUGAUUUCGCGCGAACUCAAAGUUUUGAUAUUAUUUAAGAUAUUUCAACGAAAAUUUCAAACACGCAAGUAAAAUCCGCCUAAAACUUCAAAAUAGCCGCCAGAGAUUGAGAAUUUUUAGAGAAUCAUAAACAUUUAUAAACUUUGCGAGCACGACAUAAAGUUUUCAUUCAUUUCUUCAUUCACUUGAUCAAGUGAUCAAUGUUUUUUAAUUCGAUUUUGUCCCGCUCUUUCGAGGGGAUUCCAAAAAUUGGGCAAUACUCAUAAAGUUGCCCCUUUGCACGGAAAUCUUUAGUAAAAGGCGAAAGAUUUUCUCGGUCAAAUGCAAAGGAACCAGAGUUGUGGACGAUGCGAAAACGCCUGACCCCUCUUCCCGCUGCACCCGAUAGUUUCCGAGCUGCGCGCGCUCGCAUGUUUUAUCGCAGGCUAGGCCUUUUUCGAGGAAUACGCGAGUGCGAGACGUGAAAUUCGUGCUUUCAGAGUUGAAACUGAAUGAAUAAAACAUAAAAAGACGUUAUUUUUGACUAAAACAAGCAAGUAAAAAAAUUUGUAGGAGUAAAGCUUGGAAUGCAGCUUUCCGGCCAAAACGUGACGGAUUUUGAUAGAAAAAACCUACGAGUGGCCUCGCCUAGGUUCUUUUCAGUGGUCCCAGAGCCAAAAAGAGUUGAAAACGAUACGGUUAGUCUCAAAGUAAAGCUUCAAAAAAUAUGAUUUAAAAAAACAGAUCAAUCUUCUGUCGCCAUCACUCUUCUCGCUUCACGGAGAAGGGUCCAACGACGAGAGGAAUUUAUCAAUGAAAGCCAUUUUUUCGGGUUUGCCCCAGGGAGGGGAACAGAACGCCUUGAUCGACAUGCUGACCGAAGUGACCGGCGUCGUCGACGCCGUUGACGACGCCGCCAGAAAACUGCGGCAAAAAACUGAAUCCGAGGGGAUUCUGAUCAAUUCUGAGGGUCAGGAAGUACCGAUGACCAAGGAGAACGUCACCAGAAUCUACGGAGAGGAGAAUUAUCGGAAAAUGAAGGCUUUGGAGAAGCUUCAUGGGAUGUAUACACCAGAACAGGUCAGGCUUUGCAUACAAGAAGGAAAAAUAUAAUGUUUUUCUCUUACCUAAAGUGUCCGUCUCUUCAUUGGAUUUUUAAAAAAAGUUGUUUUUUCACAGAUCAAACAGUUCAAUAAAACGGGGUACGCCGUCAUGACCAACGAGCAAAGGCUCACAUUGUAUGGAAAGGAUGCUCCAUUCGAAAAUGAAGUCGCACUGAAGGCAGGAGAGAAUUUGACCGUCCUUCAAGCCAAAAGAGCUCUUCAUGAUGUGAUUCAAAUCGAAAUAUAGUUAAAGAAAGGGAAUUUCAGACAAUUCGAGGCAUGGCUGAGGGGAAAGUGGAGCUGGAAAAGUACAGUAAGCGGCAAAAGGACAUAGUUCUCUCACCGGUUUGUUUAGAAUCCCGUAAAUUUCCGAUAGAAAUAAUUUGAAGGUUCUAUUCACCAACUUUAUCAAUCAGCCGCAGUUCGUCUCUCAAGGAUUGAUACUGUCUCCAGUGCUUUUCACGUCGUUGAUUUUAUCGCCAGCCAUUUUCGGCUCCGUUAUUUUAUCGCCAUGGGUACAUUCUAUGAAGGAAUCCAUUCUGAAUGAGAAUUUCAGUUGUUCGUUCCGGUGAUUCUCUCUCCUCGUCUGCUCUCUCCAGUCAUCAUCUCGCCCGCUUUAUUCUCUCCAAUCAUUCUGUCUCCGCUGGUUUUGGACCCACUUGUACUGACUCCAGGAGUGGCCAAUCCUCUAGUCUUGUCGCCUUUCGUCCUUUGUCCUUUUAUAUUGUCUCCCCAGGUUUUUUCCUUGAUUCUUAUUGUUAAAUUUGAACCCUAGUGCGCUUUUCGCUGCUUUCGGCAGUUUUCAUCUUAGCAGCAAAUCCAAAAAAAAAAAAAUGCUUUUUUUGCAGGUGAUGACGCCGCUGAUUCUUUCGCCGUUCGCGUUAUCGCCAGCGAUCCUCAACCCCAACGUUCUUGGGCCGGUGAUUCUGUCGCCAUUCGUGCUGUCGCCCUCGAUUCUCUCGCCGCCGACUUUGACCGCCGUCGUCCUGUCGCCGUACGCUUUGUCGCCGUCGAUUCGGUCGCCGCCCAAUCUUAUCGCAGUUUUUGCCUCCCCGAGUCUUUUGUCUUGAGAUUCAUGUAUAUUUGAGUUGAAAAUUAAAAGAAAGCUCUUGAAUUAAGUAAUUUUCUAACCUACUCUUUCGAAAAAAGAUGCACUUCAUAACUUAUCUGUCGAGCGCACAUUUCAGACCUCACUCAGGCUUUUUUCCACAAGUUUUAAAAAAGAAAAUAAAGCAAAAUUGAAAAUUGUUCGAAUGAAUCGUAAUAAAACCGGUAGUUAAGAAAAUCCCCACGUGCCUUUUCUUUUGGCCAAGCCAAAAAUUGUUAGUUUUAACAUGUUGAUGCAAUCAAAUGUGCUUGUUCCACACAAUAAAUGGGUUUCUGCUUAUAUUUAUUUUGUUGAAGAAGCAUUGUUAAAUGGCUUUCAAAAUACCUCGAUAACCCACUGAAGCAAUACUUUCUAGUGACCUCUCCAGUGUGCCGCCUCGCAAACCGGCUCCAGCCGCCGCUCGGCCAUUUCGCUGGCGACGCGCCAAGGCAAGCGAAUGGGGUCGUCGCUGACCGGCCGAUGAGAGAGUGUGACUCACGCGGAGGGCGGCUGCGAGACGGCUAG
Caenorhabditis auriculariae is the source of this 4465-nucleotide messenger RNA. NCBI's taxonomy places the organism in Eukaryota, Metazoa, Nematoda, Chromadorea, Rhabditida, Rhabditidae. The record is from the annotation of a GenBank genome assembly.